CUCCGCUUGGCAAAGGAGGCGCUUAGGCCGCGGGGGAGUGUCGCCAGGCCAAAGAACGAAGCACGCCCCCUGCCGCUCAGGCUGGUCACGUGAUCCGCUCGCGGCCCUGUCAGCUGAUCCCUGCUAAGCCGUGGCGGUUGUCUCUAGGUGGUGAUGGAGUUUCUUCUCGGCAAUCCUUUUAGCUCUCCGGUCGGACAGCGCAUUGAGAAAGCUACUGAUGGCUCCUUACAGAAUGAAGAUUGGGCUCUUAACAUGGAAAUCUGUGACAUCAUUAAUGAGACAGAAGAAGGGCCCAAAGAUGCUUUUCGAGCCAUAAAGAAAAGGAUUGCCGGGAAUAAGAAUUUCCACGAAGUGAUACUGGGUUUGACAGUCCUUGAGACAUGUGUCAAAAACUGUGGUCAUCGCUUUCACAUACUUGUUGCUAGCCAGGAUUUUGUAGAAGGUGUAUUAGUACGAACUAUCCUUCCCAAAAACAAUCCUCCAGCUAUUGUACAUGAUAAGGUGCUGACCCUCAUCCAGUCCUGGGCUGAUGCCUUUCGUAGUACACCGGACCUGACCGGGGUUGUAACUGUUUAUGAGGACCUGAGGAGAAAAGGCCUGGAGUUUCCCAUGACAGAUCUAGAUAUGCUAUCACCCAUCCAUACACCACAGAGGACUGUAUACACACCACCAGAUUCCCAGUCAGGAGUUACUUCAUCAGCAGAUUCUCCUCAGGCGAUAGAUUCAAUCCUGCACCCUGUGUCCUUACCACAAGUUCCAGAGAUUGCAGCUGAUGCUUCUAUCACACCUACGCCAGACCAGAUUGGAAAAUUACGCAGUGAAUUGGAAGUGGUGAAUGGAAAUGUAAAAGUAAUGUCUGAGAUGUUAACAGAAUUAGUACCAGGACAAACUGAAUCUUCUGACCUUGAACUGCUCCAGGAACUCAACCGGACAUGUAAAGCAAUGCAGCAGCGUAUAUUGGAGCUGAUUCCCCGCAUCCUCAAUGAACAGCUAACUGAGGAGCUGCUCAUUGUGAAUGACAACCUCAACAAUAUUUUCCUGCGCCAUGAACGGUUUGAACGGCUCCGAUCUGGCCAGUCUGCAAAGCAACAAAAUGACACAGAGAAUGAAAACAGUCUGCUUGACAUGGGACCUAGUAUCACAUCAGCACAAAAAGUUCCUGAAACUGCCAAUACACUUUCAUCUCAACUUGCAGGAAUUGAUCUUGGUUCUAGCAGUGUCAGUGCAGGUUUGCAGUCCCUCAAUAAUUCCAGCAAACUGGAAGAAGAGUUUGAUAUGUUUGCACUGACCCGUGGCAGUUCCUUAGCUGAGCAACGCAAAGAGGUGAAGUAUGAAGAUCCUUUAGCAACAAAAGGUCUAGCUGGAGCCUUGGAUGCCAGACAACAGAAUACAGGAGCAAUUCCUGUACCCCAGGCUGCUUUCAUGGAAGAAAUAGAACAGUGGAUCUCCACUGAAGUGGGAAAUGAAACAGUGGAUCCAAAGGGUGUCACCAGUGAAGAGUUUGACAGAUUCCUUGAGGAGCGUGCAAAGGUGGCAGAUCAACUUCCUACCCUUCCCAGUGCCCCCACAGGGGCUCCUUCCAUGUCUACUAAGUCCGGUCCUCAGCAAAAGAAGGAGAAAGCUGAAGAUGCAAUGUUCGCUUUAUGAGCCGUUCUGCGGAUUGGUGUGCCGUGGUUACAAGAGGGCCUGUCUGCUCUGCAUGGCACUUCUUGGGGAAGAGAGGGGUAUCCAAAGGAGACAAGAUCAGAGAAGAGAAUCUGCCCCUUUCCUUCUUCCUGCCUUCUUUCCAGACUGCUUUGGGUUAGGUUAAUCAUUGCUGCAACGGGGGACACUAAAGCAAAGCAAACAGUAGGAAGAGGUUGCAGAGCUGUCAAAUGCAUUUGCCAGAUGAAUUGGGAUUUCUCUUGGGAGAUCUAGGCAGUCUUGGGUGUGUUCUUCAUUGUUUUGUUGUGCGUAUCUUUCUCCAAUGAGGAUGACUCUUAAAAGUUGUGCCGAAAAUGGGUAGUAGGAUUUGUCAGUUUGUCCCAAUCCCACAGGUAGUCAUGUAAAAAUCAUCAAAUUGGGCAGCUGUUUCAAUGCUUAGCUGGCUUUUCUGUAUUUUUUUCUCCACUAGCAGUAGGGGAACUACAGAUCCAGUUUGCUUUGAAAAAAGAGUACUGUUUAUGGUCUUUUUUCAUACACGCACAUACAUGUAACACUGUGUUACAUACCACUAUUUCUGCAUGAAGAAUUCUGCUUGCAAGCCAAGCACAUACUCUCUCCAGUCCAGAUACCAGCUGCAUAGUGUGUAAUUCUGAGCAGUAUCAAUUUCUUCCAAGGCUUUCUUCUUUCAGUGUUCAAAGCUAUAAUGUUCAGGAGGCAAAGACUUUUCUGGGAGGGGGGGAAUUGAACCUGAUGAAACCCACUAUCAUGACUUUUCUGUUUCCACCAUAAUCUUCCCUUAGAUUGCGUCCCACUUUCAUUCUCAGAAAGAGCUGCAAAUGACAUUCACCAGGUUAAAGAAAGGUUUUUUUGGGGGGGGGAGGCAGUGUUGAAUUAUGCCAUGAAAUUGGGAGAGUUGCUUUGUAUAUGCCAUAUUAAAGAAAUGACUUCACUACAAA
This is a messenger RNA of Protobothrops mucrosquamatus (brown spotted pit viper), 2600 nucleotides long. RefSeq names its product target of myb1 membrane trafficking protein (gene TOM1). Gene Ontology annotation, cellular component: endosome; membrane. The record is from RefSeq and is a predicted model, not a curated record. The transcript is spliced from 15 exons. The coding region runs from base 154 to 1647 and encodes 497 amino acids. Lineage: Eukaryota; Metazoa; Chordata; Lepidosauria; Squamata; Viperidae. Gene Ontology annotation, molecular function: ubiquitin binding; clathrin binding; phosphatidylinositol binding. Gene Ontology annotation, biological process: signal transduction.